GGGGAGAGCCCGGCAGUCGGUCUGCCCGCCAGAGAGACGUCCUGCUGCCGGAGCAGCCGCCUCUCGCCUGGCUCCGGAGGGCCGUGGGCGGCCGAAGGGUCCAUCCUGCUCCUCCGGCCAGCGGGACGGGAGCGGAGGGCAGCCGGGACACCGCACACCAGGUUUGUCGGUGAAGGCACCAAUGGAAAUGGGGAGCAGCAGCACUGAGAAGUUUUACAGGAUCCCCGAAGGAAAGGGACCGCACUCAGUUGGAUGUACAGACCUGAUGACAGAAAAUGCAGUUGAGGGAAGCUUCUUGCGCCUGUAUUAUCCAUCACGUGAUGCCACAGCUAAUGAAGAGGCACCAUGGAUUCCAGACAAAGAGUACUAUCAGGGACUCUCUGACUUCCUUAAUAUGUACCGAGUUGUAGGAGAAAGGCUUUUCCAGUACUAUGUUGGUUCAGUGACCUGUCCUGCAAAGUCAAAUGCUGCUUUUAAGCCGGGAGAAAAAUACCCCCUCCUCGUUUUUUCCCAUGGACUUGGAGCUUUUCGGACAAUCUAUUCUGCUAUUUGCGUAGAGAUGGCUUCCCAGGGCUUUAUAGUGGCUGCUGUGGAGCACAGAGAUGAAUCUGCUUCAGCAACGUAUUAUUAAAAAAAGUCAGUUUCUGAACCACAGGAAGAGUCUACAUCAAACAUGGAGAAGGAGUGGAUCUACUACAGGAAACUAAAAACUGGAGAGGAGGAGCGUUGUUUGCGCCAUAAGCAGGUGCAGCAAAGAGCGCAGGAGUGUAUCAAAGCUCUCGAUCUCAUUCUUAAAAUCAAUUCAGGAGAGGAAGUAAUGAAUGUACUAAAUUCAGACUUUGACUGGAAUAGCCUAAAGGAUUCUGUUGAUACUAGCAGAAUAGCUGUGAUGGGACACUCUUUUGGUGGUGCUACAGUUAUUGAGAGUCUCAGCAAAGAAAUAAGAUUCAGGUGUGGCAUUGCCCUCGAUGCAUGGAUGCUCCCAGUAGGCGAUGACAUUUACCAAAGCAGUGUCCAGCAACCGCUGCUUUUUAUCAACUCUGAAAAAUUCCAGUGGGCUGAUAAUAUCUUAAAGAUGAAAAAGCUCAGCUCCAAUGACACAAACAAGAAAAUGAUCACUAUCAAGGGGUCAGUACAUCAGAGCUUUCCUGACUUUACCUUUGUGAGCGGAGAAAUCAUUGGAAGAUUUUUCAAAUUAAAAGGAGAAAUAGAUCCAAAUGAAGCUAUUGAUAUAAGUAAUCAUGCUUCAUUAGCCUUCCUACAGAAACAUUUGAGCCUUAAGAAAGACUUCGAUAAGUGGGAUUCUCUUGUGGAUGGCAUAGGAUCCAAUGUUAUUCCUGGUACCAAUAUUGACUUAUCUCCAGCUGAACCUGAAUAAGGAAUACAAAGAAGUACUGAAAAUGCCACGGACAUCAGGACACCAAUGUUGGCCAGACAUUGCUCAGACAUGUGAUAGCAUUGGCCACCUACACAGCUUUUGGGGUGUGGAACAAAAAAAAAAAGAUAAGGCAUUAGGUUACAUUAUCAUGAAAAGGUAGCGAGGUUUUAGUUCAAAUGAGUUAGUGAGAUUCUCUGAAAUAUUGCAACAGGGUAACUUCUGCUUUAUAGGCAGCUGGGGGAAAUCACUUGAUGGUGAUUUAAAUGCUCUUUCUGGUUUUGACUUAGAAUCAAGUUUGCAGAGCAAGCGAUUAAGCUCCAAGGAAUUCAACUGAAGUUCUGCUUACCAAGCUUGAAGUCAGUUUGCAUCCAGCAAGCCUUUUUUGCAGUGUAAGGAAAAAAAAAAAAAUCUUUUGUUAUUAAACUACUUAGUAUUUCAGCUGUGCUCUGACAACAGUUGAGAGUUGGAGCAGGUUUGUGCUCCUUCUAGUCAGAAAGCUGCUAGUGGAAGAAGGUCUUCAAAACUGUCUUAUUUUAGUAAGAGUUACAUUAAAAGCUACAGGAAAUAGUUUAAGAAAACAGCACAGAAAGGUGUUUGUUCAGACACAGGACUUCUCCUAUGAACUUAAUCCACUUACACGUAAGAUCUGUGUUUACUGCCAUACUCAGAGAACAUUUCCAUUCCAAAAGCUGCUGAAAUGGUCACUGUUGUUGUAGCAACUGUAAUUCCCCUUCAGCAAAGCUCCAAGCAGUGCCUCUCUUGUUAAUCUCUGUAUUACCACUAUCACUCAGUCAUACUGUUGUAGGUGAAGUUACAGAAGAGAUGUGUCGCUUCUACCACUCCCUGUAAAAAGGAGUACGUAAGCAUUGCUUGAUCCUCUUGAUGUCUCUCAUGGUUGUAAUACUCUAGACACUUGUCUUUGUCCAGGUACUAGCAUUACUGUCUGUAUCUGUCAGUAGAAGCAGUUCAGUAUGUGGUUGGCUAAAGGCUCUGAUUUUUAGAACAAAACUCUUUGAAGCUGCCACAUGGAAGAGUGACUUCUAAAUGAAUAAGCCUUGCAAAAGGGGGACUACUUCUAACUGUAGCCUAUUUGUUUCAAAAUCAGGUUAUAAACAAACCAACUGAAGCAAGCAGAACAAGCAAAGCAGUUAACAGUGUAAUUAAAUAUUUAUAUAAUCUGUGAUCUUAACAUGAGAUUGCAACAACAUCUAGGAUUUGUUUUUCAGAAUUAAUUAAAUUCUCUCCAACCUAC
Messenger RNA from Gymnogyps californianus (California condor), 2630 nucleotides. It is a transcript of the gene PLA2G7, whose product is annotated as phospholipase A2 group VII. Lineage: Eukaryota; Metazoa; Chordata; Aves; Accipitriformes; Cathartidae. The record is from RefSeq and is a predicted model, not a curated record. Gene Ontology annotation, molecular function: 1-alkyl-2-acetylglycerophosphocholine esterase activity.